CCACGCCACUUCCCUCCCGUCCCGUCUCGUUCUCGUCGCACCUCGCCCCGCAGGGAAGGGGGUGCGCGCUCGCUCGAUCCGUGCGCGCCAGCCAGCGCCAUGGCCUCGGACCAACAGGCCCUCUCGGUCCCGGUCCCCGUCCCCGUCCCGUCCAACCCUAACCCGAGCGCACUAGCCGACCCGACCCCGCCCUCGGCCUCCGCCCCGCGCAAGCUCCCUAUCAAGCGCCGGUCCCCGCGGCCGUCGUCCUCGCCCCCAUCCUCCUCUCCGGACUCCUCCGACCCGCUCCGCGCGCCCGCGGCCGGCGGCGGUGGCGGCGGAUCUGACAAGCAGCAGCAGCCGCCCUUCAAGUUCCAGCGCAUCUGGUCCGAGUCCGACGAGCUCCGCUUCCUGCAGGGCCUCCUCGGCUGCGGCGCGCAGGGCCUCGUCUUCCCACGCGACCUCAACGUCUUCUACGACCGCUUCUCCGAGUCCAUGCCCCAGCCCUACACCCGCGCCCAGCUCUCCGAGAAGCUCCGCCGCCUCAAGAACAAGUUCCGCAGCAUGUCCGCGCGCGUCGCGGAGGGCCUAGACCCGGCUCGCCUUGCGCCGCACGACCGCGACGUGCUCCACCUCUGCUCCAGGCUGUGGGACCCCGCCAACGCCGCCACGUCGCCCUUCGUGGCCAGCGCCGGAACGUCCGGGAACAAGCGCCGCCGCGCCAACCUGCAGGGCACGUCACUCCCUCCCCCAGACGCGUCUGGGGAUAGCAACUCCCAUGACUACAAUGGGAUUAACUCCUCUGCUCCCUGUUUGUUUCCGGAUGGUUCCAAUGGCGAGGAUAUGUUUUACCUUGAGCAAGAACCUGGGCACCUGGGCGACCAUGAAGGUGCUGCUCCGGUAGCAGAUAGCAGAUUCGGUGUUAUUGUGCAGGAGCAGGGUGUUAUUGUGCAUGAGCAGGGUGAGGCCGUGGGUACUCUCCCAAAUGGGAACAAUGGAAUUGGCAAUGAGAUGAAUGUGGAGUGUAAAAUGGUGGUGCCGUGCAGCAACGAGCAUCGAAUGGCGAAUGCUGUCCUAGAUGUGUUUGAGGAAUGCCUGAGGGAGGCAAAGAGUAAUGGGGUUAUCAAUGGUGGCAAUGUGGACGGGAGUGGUGAGGAAAGCGAGCUCUCCAAGCGGUGGAGAGCGCAGAGGAUGGAUGAGCUUGAUGUCUUAAGCCGGAGGCUGAGGUUGCUGGUUGAGUAUGCUGCGGCGGCUGGGCAGUGAAGCAGAGAUUUUGGUGGUUUUGGUGAUGUUCCUGCCACCCUUUUCCCCUUUUGUAUAGAAGCUAGGUUCCUGUGCUAUGCUUUGGAAUGUAUUCCUCAGCUGGACCCUUGCCUUUAGAAAGCUUACUAUAUUUAACUAUGUACCCUUGAGUUUAAUAACUCGAGCAGCAUAAUAAUCUAUAAUUUUAACGCUGUUAUUUGCAUGGGUUCCUGCUGUUUGAUAUAGAUGAUAGCCUUGUUAAUGUAGCUUCAGGCUUUCAAAUUUCCUCUUUUUCAAUUAGAAGCUGUUGUACUUGUAACUUGUAAGCUGUGAGAGAGUAAUAUUAUGUUUCCUUGUU
Messenger RNA from Zea mays, 1579 nucleotides. RefSeq lists its product as uncharacterized. The transcript has a single exon. The coding region runs from base 100 to 1242 and encodes 380 amino acids. The record is from RefSeq and is marked predicted. Gene Ontology annotation, biological process: regulation of DNA-templated transcription. Lineage: Eukaryota; Viridiplantae; Streptophyta; Magnoliopsida; Poales; Poaceae. Gene Ontology annotation, cellular component: nucleus.